Molecule: messenger RNA, 1218 nt
Organism: Paramecium tetraurelia
Lineage: Eukaryota; Ciliophora; Oligohymenophorea; Peniculida; Parameciidae
Exons: 3
Source: RefSeq, a predicted model, not a curated record
AUGAUUAGAUUUCUAAUCCUAAUUUUUCACUUUUAAUCUAUUUUUACUCUCCAAAUUUUGGAAAUCGAUGUCAGACAAGGCCAGACGAAAUUCAAUCUGACCCAAAAAAGGGUGAAUUCAACCUUCCAAUUAAAAAUAUUAAAAGAAGAGUCAUCCAGAUACCUGCUAAUUGAACUAUUUGUCAAACAUCGUUCCAGAUCAUCUCCGAACUUGGUGUUAUUACAAUCCUAUGGACAGGCUCCCUUCUAUGAUUUAGAAUCACCCAAAAAAAGAAUACUUUGCGAUCACUAUGAUAUAAAUGGACAAUAAUAAUCAAAAAAAUAUCACUAUUUACAAUUAAACUUAGAUUAGAACAGUGGCUCAGAAUCCUAUUUGACAAUAUUAACCAAUAAAACUUAGAAUUAUUAGUUAGUUUUUACAGCAUCACACAUCAUGCAAUGUCCCAAUAAUUGUACCCAAAAUGGGGAAUGCAUAAAUGGCACAUGCCGAUGCAAUUAAGGAUUCUUAGAUGAAGACUGCUCUCAAUCAGCUCAACAGUUUUUACCAUUUACAAUUUAGAACAUUUCGAUAUUAGCUUAAUAAUAUAUUUAUACAACUUUCAACGCCACUUCUAAUUAUAGUCUGAGCCUUGCUUUUGAAACAGAAAAGACUAUUAAAUCCAAAAUCAAAAUACAAAUGCUGGUUUCAUAAAGAUAUAACCUACCCUGCGAUAUCAACAAUAGCUAUAAUCACACACUUUUGGAUUCCAAAAGAGUUGACAUAAGACUAUUACAAGAACCUCAAUUGGAGAGUACUUUUGGCCAGCAACCUCCUCAGAAUCUAUUGAUCAUCAAAUUGCAAUCCGAAGAAGAAAUAAAUUUCAAAUUAUCAAUUGACUUUUAGAUACAUUACCACUAAGAUGCUGAGGAGAUGGCAACAAUCAUAUUAGUUGUUACUAUUAUACUCAUUCUAAUAGUAGCUUUGAUGUUCAUAUAUUGGUAUUGUUUUAAGAGAAAAAACCGGAAUUCUUCAAUUUCCUACUCAUACCAGACUCCCUCCGAAGAUGAUAUGAAACUCAUUCAUGAAUGUUCAAUUUGUCUCACAGAUUUCAUAUAAACCCAAGACUCAUAUUUGCAAUGGGCUAAGACAAAUUGCCAACACAUAUUUCAUAAGGAAUGCUUGAGUAAAUGGCAAGAAUAUCAGAUUACCUGUCCAAUGUGCAGAAAACCUCUUAUAUGA